UAUUAUAUUUGUAUUUUAUUAUGACAGAUUAUUUAAUUAUGUAUAAGUGAAAAGAGUUCCUAAAAUUACCAAACUAUAUCUUGUAUUAAUUAUUUGUAAUUUGGUAACUUAAAAUGGGUUUGAAAAACACGACUUUCAAUGUUUUUCUAAGUUGUUGCGUUAAUUCCUUUUUAAUGGAAAUAUUGAUGGCAAAAGCGCCUGAAUGUGCCAACUUUGUUACGUUUUUGCAAUUCUUAUUCAUAUCAAUACAGGGAUUUUUAUUUAGAACAUUUAAUGUGUUUAAUCCCAACAUUCCAUUCAAGAGUUAUUUCAUAUUAAUUGCUUUAUUUUUUGUGACGAGUGUGGCUAAUAAUUAUGUAUAUGCCUUGCAUGUGCCAUCUACAUUACAUAUGAUAAUAAGAUCUGCAUCAUCUCCUGCAAGUAUGUUAGUCUCAUGGUAUGCCAAGAAUCGUGUCCCCAAGCUGACCGCUAUUAUUGGUUCUAUUCUGAUCAGUAUGGGAGUGGCAUUAGCGAUGUAUGGUGGUGCGACAGUAGUAGAAAAUAAUGGAACUUUUAUACAUUGGUGCUUUGGUAUUGUUAUAUUGCUAUCAACAUUAAUAUUGGGAGCAUUUACUGGACUGCAACAGGAAAUUUUAUAUUCCAGUUAUGGAAAGCAUCCUGAUGAGAUGCUGUUCUUCACUCAUUGUAUACCCUUACCCUUGUUUUUGACAAUCUACCUGCAGUUGAAAAAUAUUGCCUUUUCUAUGUCUAGUUAUUUGUGGUUAAUUCUUGCAUUGAACAUUGUAUCUCAAUUCUUCUGUGCUCAUUCCGUCCACGAUUUAGCUACGAAGGAGAAUUCUGUUACCGUUACAUUUAUAUUGACAAUAAGAAAAUUUAUAUCUUUGUUAUUAUCUAGUGUAGUUUUUAAGAAUAAUUUGACAAUUUUACACGUGUUCGGAACUAUAUUAGUUGUUGUUGGCACUUAUAUUUAUUUUGAUUGCUUUAAAAGCAAGAAGCAAAGACCGGUUAGUUUGAAAAAUGACUGAUAUUAGGCUGUGAAUUGUCUUCUGAUUGUUUUAUAGAAAUAUUUCCUCAGUGUGGUAGUUUUUUUUAAUUAUUUUAAUUUUAUAGAAAAAUGUAAUUAAAUGUUAUUGAUAUUAAUUUGAUUAGUAGCAGUAUAAUUCGUUAUUUAGUGAAAUAUACAGGUUUUUAUGUAGUAAAUGUUACAUAAUUGUGAAUCUCUUAUAACAUUUGAUGAAAUAUGUGAAAAAUCCGUCCAAAAGUAGUUUUAAAAUCAUGUAUUUACUAGAAAUUAUUUACAAUCUCUGUAUC
Papilio polytes (common Mormon) is the source of this 1311-nucleotide messenger RNA. Its product is annotated as UDP-xylose and UDP-N-acetylglucosamine transporter-like. Gene Ontology annotation, molecular function: UDP-N-acetylglucosamine transmembrane transporter activity. NCBI's taxonomy places the organism in Eukaryota, Metazoa, Arthropoda, Insecta, Lepidoptera, Papilionidae. The transcript is spliced from 4 exons. The record is from RefSeq and is a predicted model, not a curated record. Bases 114 to 1025 code for a protein of 303 amino acids. Gene Ontology annotation, biological process: transmembrane transport. Gene Ontology annotation, cellular component: endoplasmic reticulum membrane; Golgi membrane.